Molecule: messenger RNA, 4027 nt
Organism: Corythoichthys intestinalis (scribbled pipefish)
Lineage: Eukaryota; Metazoa; Chordata; Actinopteri; Syngnathiformes; Syngnathidae
Product: phosphatidate phosphatase LPIN2-like
Exons: 21
Coding region: 107-3031 (974 amino acids)
Biological process (GO): cellular response to insulin stimulus; positive regulation of transcription by RNA polymerase II; fatty acid catabolic process
Cellular component (GO): nucleus
Molecular function (GO): transcription coactivator activity; phosphatidate phosphatase activity
Source: RefSeq, a predicted model, not a curated record
UGGCUGACACUUUUACGAGCUGAACGUCGCCCCGAAAGAGAGAAGGUCAAGGAAUCACAGCCUGCUUGAGAAGGAACAUCUGCAUCCUUCACUGUGGUCCCAAACCAUGAAUAUUGUGGGCCAGUUGGCAGAGACUGUGUAUGUGACGGUCAAAGAGCUGUACAGUGGCCUCAACCCUGCCACUCUCACCGGAGGGAUAGAUGUCAUCGUGGUACGACAGCCUGAUGGGUCGUUCCAGUGUUCACCUUUUCAUGUCCGCUUUGGCAAACUGGGAGUGCUUCGCUCCAAGGAGAAAAUUGUGGACAUUGAGAUAAAUGGAGAAUCAGUUGACCUGCACAUGAAACUGGGGGACAAUGGUGAAGCUUUUUUUGUGGAACAAAAUGAAAACUUGGAGACGGAAGUCCCUGCCCAUCUCUGCACUUCCCCUAUUCCUCUUGAUGACCCAGAAGAGACGACCGAAGCAUCCUCAGUCUCUGGUUCCGGAACGCGCAAGAAGAGGCGUCGUCGGAAACGCGCGCGCUCAGAUAGUCACCAAAGAGAAGAGGGCAUCUCCUCUUCAGAUGAACAGGACAAGGAAUUGGACAAAGAUCAUAGUGGACAAGAUAGUCCAAAUAAAGAAAACCAUGCCACACAGUUGCAAGUCAGUAAAUCGGUGUACUACUCGUUGUCUGAGGAGCCACCCGAGGAGGAGCUGGAGGUCAGAGAUGCUCACCGACACUCAGAUGGAGACCAGUCACCUGUAGAAAACAGUGUGUUCGACAGCCGUCCAUCCUCUCCUAAGAGUGACUCUGAACUUGUGGUGAAAAACCAUGAGUCUUCUGGAGUACUGAUGCAGUGGAACUGGGGUGGCUUUCCCAUGCCACGCCACUCUGAGAGAUCCUCAGUGGAAAUCCAGCAUUCUGAAACUCAUUUUCGCACUAUUCAGAGGCAAGACUCAUUUGACAUGGGCAAUGAGCCUGUGAACAAUUUUAGCAGAGUGCGCCGUGUAACUGUGGUCAGACCACAACCCAGGACUCAGUCACUAGACCUGAGUAACUAUGCUUUACAAACAAUGCCUCUGACGUUUGAUAACAACCAUACAUUGACCAGUUUAACCCUUUGUGACCAAUCAAAAAGUGGCUCAGAGAAGGAUGACUCUGAAAUCUCUGCCCAUGCAGACAGUUCAGUCAAUAUUAGCUAUGUUAGUGGCAUAAGUGAUACAGCGGAUGCACAAACUAAUAUAGAAAGUCAACCAGGUAAAGAAAGCCAAGACACUCAGGUCGCAACAAAUGUCCCAGACAACGAAAGUGUAGUUAGUGCAGCAUCCUCAAAUAUUCAGCAGACUGAGCAUUGGGAACAAGGCUACACUAGUAGCACCCCUGUGAGUGAGGGUGACCGUGGAAUAGAUCCCUGCUCUGAGAGCGUGAAAGAGAAUGGCAGACCUGAUGUGGCAGACUUUGCUUCUCCAAAAGAUGACGCUAAAGACAAUGAAGUCAGUGGGAAAACUGCUGAAGAAUUAGGAAACUUCUCCGAAAAAUCUAACAAUCAAGAACAAGACAAAAAGAAGGGCAAACGUAACCAUCAUCUGGGACCAACAGGCAUUUACUUGGAUGAUCUGACUUCACUUGAUCCUGAGCUUGCAGCUCUCUACUUCCCCAAAAGUGAAACAGAGCGUUCCUCCCCUCCUGUUGUAGAGCGAGGUUCUGGCUCAGGAAGUCAAUCACCGCAAUCUAUGGGUGCACUGGAUAGUGGUACAGAAUACCUGUCAGAUUCUGCGUCCUACACAACAGAAGUCAGCAUGUCCCUCUGUGGAUGCGUAGGUGACACCAGUCAAAUCACCAAAGAUAAGUUUUUGGAGCACUUAGUGUCAUACCAAGACUUUGUCAACAAUCCAGGAAUCGUUGAUGAUCCUAGUCUUGUGAUAUGUAUCAAUUCCAAUUAUUAUAACUGGGCAGUGGCUGCUCCAAUGAUCUUGUCACUGACCGCUUUCCAGAAGAAUUUACCCAAGAGUACUGUUGAGAGCUUAGUGAAAGACAAGAUGCCCAAAAAGUCUGGCCGCUGGUGGUUUUCCUGGAGGAGACGUGACUUAGACAAUAAUCAGCCCCCAAAAAAGGAUGAGGAGGCAAUGCUGCGUGGGGAUCCUAGCGCAGUCACAGACGCGCUGUGUGAUGCAGAAAGUGUUGCUGCAGCAAAUCAAAAAGCCAUCAUUUCUUCUAGCCUGUCAACAGAAACACUUCGCACCACUCAUUGUCUCACUCAGUUGUACCGCAAAUCACUUCGCCUGACAUCUGAACAGAUAGAGAACCUAAAUCUGCGCGAAGGAGCCAACAAGGUGAUAUUUAGUGUGACCACUCAGUACCAGGGAACCUGUCGCUGUGAGGCCGCCAUCUAUUUGUGGAACUGGGACGACCGUAUCAUCAUUUCGGACAUAGACGGCACAAUUACCAAGUCUGAUGCUCUGGGACACAUCCUGCCUCAGUUUGGCAAAGACUGGACACACAAAGACAUUGCUAAGCUCUACCACAAAAUUCACCAAAAUGGCUACAAGUUUCUGUAUUGUUCUGCGCGAGCGAUAGGCAUGGCCGCCAUCACGAAGAACUACCUGCAGUGGGUCAAUGACAAAGGCACUGUUCUCCCGAAAGGCCCAGUACUGCUGGCCCCGAGCAGCCUAUUUUCAGCACUGCACAGGGAGGUGAUUGAGAAGAAGCCAGAGGUCUUUAAAGUUGCUUGUCUCAGUGACAUCAGAGACUUAUUCAAUCCCAAAAGACAGCCUUUCUACGCCGCCUUUGGAAACAGGACCAACGAUGCUUAUGCCUACACACAGGUAGGGGUACUCGACACCAGGAUAUUUACUGUCAAUCCAAAAGGGGAGCUGAUCCAGGAGAUGACCAAAGGAAACAAGUCCUCGUAUAGCCAUCUAGGUGAGCUAGUGGAACAUUUCUUCCCAGCGCUUGAUGGGAGUGGCUCCUUUGCUUUUGCGUGUCCUGAGUUCAGCAGCGUCACCUAUUGGAAGGAACCACUGCCAGAACUGGACCUCGAGACACUACUGUAGACACGCCAUUCUUACCUUAUGCCAAAAUACAUAGCCAUUCUCUGCCUUAAUAUUUACAGCGACGUGUUGCCAGACAUUUCCCACCUUGCCUUUGACUGCCUUUGAAUCCUCGUUGGUGUUACUAAGAUGCCGUAACUGUCAAACAUUCCUCAUUUAGUGAUAGCUGAGAAUGUCAGUGCAAAAAGAUCUAAUUACACUACUCUGACUGACUUAUGUCCAAAUGCAUUACCUACAAUCUUUUUAAUGUAAAACAUAAAUAUGCAAAUGUUGAAGUUAUGUUUUACCUUUAUUAGUUGCAUUCACAAUCAUUCCCGUUGUUUGUGUAUGGCACCUUUUAACACUGUGGAACAUAUCAACUCAAAGCAUGGGCCAAAAAUAAUCGUAAUGCCAAACUUGUAGCUACUAAUGUGUGCGGUUUUUUUUUUGUUUUUGCUUUGUUUUCUGAGACAGGGACCAUUUGAAUUCCCAACCAGUGAUGUGACUUUCCUGUUCAGCAGUCAUGAGAGUUUGAUGUUGACUUGAGAGGUGUGUUGGAGAGGAUUUAUGGUUGGUUAUGGAGUUGUGUUGGCUCAUGUGGUUUGUCCGUUAUAUUGUUCAAAUAUAGCCAUGGUACGCAUGAAUUUAAGGUAUGACAAUUCCUCAUUAAGCCUGUACACACUACUGGGUUAAUAGUUGGAAAUGGUUGCUUUAAUAUGAUUACAGAAUGACUGUGAUGGCAAGUUUUAAAAAAAUGUUUGAAAUAGCACAUUUCACUUAUUCCUUCUAGUUACUGCACAACUACUUUUAAAAAUGCUUGUACACUGUGAAUGAGAAAGGCUUUAAUUUUAUAGAGACUUUUUGCCAGAUUCAGGAAGUGUGCUGAACUUUAAUGGUUAGGAUUGUUAAAUGACUCAUAUUUAUUUUUAUCCUAUCCUACUUUUCAUGUUUGACAGAUGUAAGGGAUUUAUUGGAGGUAGUUGAAAAUGAUGUUUGGAAAUGGUAUGCGUGCUCGGAUUG